This is a messenger RNA of Solanum pennellii, 1251 nucleotides long. Its product is annotated as D-glycerate 3-kinase, chloroplastic-like. The transcript is spliced from 10 exons. Bases 109 to 1251 code for a protein of 380 amino acids. Gene Ontology annotation, biological process: photorespiration. The record is from RefSeq and is a predicted model, not a curated record. NCBI's taxonomy places the organism in Eukaryota, Viridiplantae, Streptophyta, Magnoliopsida, Solanales, Solanaceae. Gene Ontology annotation, cellular component: cytoplasm.
AACCGAUCGUUUUGUAACUGAAUAUCCACAAAAAGCUGCAACACAAACACUUGCUGAGAACUUCUCUCACUCACUGUGUGUAUGUGAAAGAGAGAGAGAGAGCCGACAAUGGCGGGAUUGAAUAUAUUAUCUCAGACUCCGUCGCCAUGGCAGCUGUCAGCUUCAUCCACAUCAUCAUCAAUAUCAUAUUCUUUAAGAUUUCCACAUUUUUAUGAUUUUAAUAAUAAUUACAAUUGCGGCGAUUUCAAAUGCUCGACAAAUUUUCCCCUUUCUGGAAACCCAAGACCAAAGCGUCCAACUUUAUCCUCUCAAAUGCUGCCUCACUUCUCCAAUUCUUCAGGCAGUGAAUGUUCAUGGAUGCAAGAUAAAUCCGCUUCUUGUGAUAAUUUUUCCCCUAAUGGAAGGAAGCAAGGUGCAUUGAAUGCUGCGUCUUCAAAAGAACGAGCACUAGUUUCUUCUGUGGACGAUCUUUAUGACUUCAUAUGCUCAGGCCCACUCAUCAGUAAGAUUGGUCUGACACCAGAAAAGGUGGCCGAGUCCAUUGACGAGUGGAUAGAGUAUGGAUUACGGCUUUGUAGAUUGUUUCAACUCAAUCAGUUGUCUCUCAACGAGGCCCAAAAAAUUCGAAUCUACCACUACUAUAUUCCAGUCUUCUUGUGGUGUGAACAAGAAAUUUCGCAGCAUAGUUCUAAGUUCAAAGAAGAAGAAGAAAUCCCUCCAUUGGUGAUUGGCUUCAGUGCGCCUCAAGGAUGUGGAAAGACAACACUAGUAUUCGCAUUAGAAUAUCUUUUUAAAAUCACAGGGAGGAAAGCUGCGACAGUAUCCAUUGAUGAUUUUUACUUAACAGCAGAAGAACAGGCAAAACUAAGAGACAGCAACCCAGGGAACUUGCUUUUGGAGUUUCGUGGAAAUGCUGGAAGCCAUGAUCUUCCAUUUUCUGUUGAGACUCUGACAGCACUAAGUAAAUUGACAAAAGAAGGUGUGAAGGUGAAGCUUCCAAGAUAUGAUAAAUCUGCUUACAAUGGUAGAGGUGACAGAGCUGAUCCCUCCGAAUGGCCAGAGGUUGAAGGGCCUCUACCGGUAAUUCUGUUUGAAGGAUGGAUGCUUGGUUUCAAACCCCUUCCACCAGAAGUUGUCAAAGCUGUUGAUCCACAGCUAGAGACGAUCAACAAGAACUUAGAAGCUUAUUAUGAUGCAUGGCAUAAGUAUAGCUUUUUUGCAACUUGGCUCCUCCCUAGGCUUUUUUUAUGA